Messenger RNA from Gossypium arboreum, 1131 nucleotides. RefSeq lists its product as uncharacterized. Bases 100 to 1002 code for a protein of 300 amino acids. The transcript is spliced from 4 exons. The record is from RefSeq and is a predicted model, not a curated record. NCBI's taxonomy places the organism in Eukaryota, Viridiplantae, Streptophyta, Magnoliopsida, Malvales, Malvaceae. Gene Ontology annotation, cellular component: chloroplast.
GAUCCCAAUAAAAUGACAAAGUAUCAAAGAUUGUCUAGAUUAAUCCACGUUAUAAGCCACUGAAAACUCAAAAAAGAAUCGAGCAAAAUCCUCUUAGUUAUGGCGUCUCGAGUAUUAUCGACCACUUCAUUAACUCCCCUUUGUUCUUCCACUACAUUUAACAAACCCAAAAUUAAGCCUUCCACGAACCAUGGGAAGCCAUUUCUUUUCUCAUCAUCUUCGUCCUCGUUGGGUUUUAGAAAUAGGAAGAUAAAGUGCAAUGCUGUGAGUGAAAGCUCUCAGGGUUCUAUGGAUAGGACGGUUUAUCAAGGCGCUUUCGGUCCAUGGACUAUUGAUCCUGAAGAUGUAAGAGAGGUUCUUUUAUACAGGUCAGGAUUAGUAACUGCUGCUUCAUCCUUUGUAAUUGCUUCAUCAGCUGCAUUUUUACCUGAUGACUUUACAUUGAAAGAAAUUAUUGAAAACAACCUUAAUUUGAUCUACUUGAUCGGUGCUGGUGGACUAGGGCUAUCCUUGUACUUGAUUCACAUCUAUAUAACCGAGCUUAAACGCACCCUUCAAGCGUUUUGGGCCCUCGGUGUUGUUGGAUCAUUGGCAACCUACUUAGCCCUUGCUCAACCAGCCGGAGAGAACUUGGUUCAGUAUGUUAUCGAGAACCCCAUGGCAGUCUGGUUUGUUGGCCCUCUGUUUGCCGCAUUGACUGGACUCGUUUUCAAAGAAGGCCUUUGCUAUGGAAAAUUGGAAGCUGGUAUUCUUACAUUCAUUAUACCUACAAUUCUUCUUGGGCACCUGACCGGUUUGAUGGACGAUGGAACGAAACUUACUUUACUCGGUUCAUGGAUGGCUCUCUUUGUUAUAUUUGCCGGAAGGAAGUUUACUCAGCCGAUUAAGGAUGAUAUCGGUGACAAAUCCGUGUUCGUGUUCAAUUCUCUACCCGAGGACAAAAAGGAAGCUUUGAUUGAGAAACUUGAGAAGCAAAAAUUACAAUCAGAUAGCCAAUUUUGAGGUAGUUUUUUGUUAGUGUACUACCAAUUGUUGCCUGUUCUUUUAGUGGCUAUAUAUAACAGUGUAUAGCAUGAAAACUUUGGUGUAUAUAAUAAAAGAAAAAUCCCCCAAAUUUUGGGUUAUUUGUUA